CUUGUUUGGAGUUAAUGAUUAGAUUGGUUUGGUCUCAUCUGGUUUAUUUUGUAUGUAGAUAUUGGAGGGUCUUCUUAAACUACAAGAGAACAGAGAAUGCGCAGACUGCAAAACCAAUGCUGCCUUUUUUUGGUGCAGAGCUCCGCGAUGGGCUAGCGUGAACCUUGGUAUCUUCAUAUGCAUGCAUGCAAUGUUCAGGGAUCCACAGGAGUCUUGGGGUACAUAUAUCAAAGGUGAGAUCUGCCAAUUUGGAUACAUGGCUUCCGGAGCAGGUUGCAUUUAUCCAAUCAAUGGGAAAUGAUAAGGCGAAUAGGUAUUGGGAAGCAGAGUUGCCUCCUAAGUAUGACAGAGUUGGAAUUGAGAAUUUCAUUCGAGUAAAGUAUGAACACAAAAAAUGGGUUCCUAGAGAUGGGAAAGUAAAAUCACCUCCGAGGGUGAGUAAGGAGAAGCCUUCCGUUUAUAGAGCGAGAAAUGCGACUAGUAGUCAGCAUGUCCAUGUGAAAAAGAUGGAACAGUUUUCUGAGGAGCAGAAAGGUGCUUGUACACUCAGUACACGUAACAGGACUACGCAGCAGAUCAGUCGUGAUCCAAAGCCCACAAGAACUUGCACAGAAACCAAAACCACAAGAACUUGA
Malus domestica (apple) is the source of this 635-nucleotide messenger RNA. Lineage: Eukaryota; Viridiplantae; Streptophyta; Magnoliopsida; Rosales; Rosaceae. The record is from RefSeq and is a predicted model, not a curated record.